UGUAUUGUCAAAAUUUGUUAUCGUCAAUAUUUCAGGCUUGAUUUCCUCCACCAGUCAACAUUACCGCCUACAGCCAUGGACUCCAAGGCGACGCGGUUCCUUACGCAAUUCUCGCGCGCAGUGUUCCAGCAGUGGACGCAGACACCCGAUCGCGAGCAGUUCUGGGAGGAUGGCGCCUUUUUGCACGGGAUACUGGAGGAGGCGGUGGCCAAGCUACCGCGUGGAAAACUCAAAGCGCAACUGGCGCGCGACUUGACACCUCUGGAGACGCAGUUGGCCUCACUGCUGCGCGAGUUGCACAUCGAAUACGUGAAGAGUCAGCAGAAGGAGACGACGCAGACGCACGGCGCUCCACUGAAUGAGGUGGUCACGCAGUUAGAGCUCACGCAGGCUGUCGCGGAUGAACAGCGCAGGCUCGCUGGUGUGCUAGCAUUAGACGCAGGUAUUGAUGGCGUGCAGCAAGCCGAUGAUACCCAGGCGGAAGACGCCGAGAGUCUUGUACAGCUCUUUUCUCUCGUGGCUGCGCGCAACUACGAGACGCCGCAGGAGCAACAGCACAAGCGCGGCCUCGUGCUGAGACGACUGGCAGCUUGUGUGAAGCAGCAGGUGGAGAAGCUGCCGAGAAACUGGAGCUGCAAUGAAGACGACGAUGUGUCCAAGCAGGUUCAACAGUUGCGCACACUGCUGGAGCGCGUCGUUGUCCAGGACGCUGUAGCACUAUCUCAAGUUGCUGGCGGGGGCUUGACGGCCCCAUGGACGUCGUUUUACCGUCCAGAAGAGAGCAAAGAGCUGAAGCAGGUGGUCUACGAUGAAGAGAUGGCCAACAUCUAUGGCGCUUUACUCGCGCUGGCAGUUUACUUCCCCAUUGACAGCGACAAUGAGGUGGAGACGUCGGAUGAGUUUUCCGGUUCAGAGGACGAGGAGGAAGAGCAGACACCUAAGCAAAACUCGCAGAAGCGGAAGAAGCUGAGUGCUGUGGCACAGGCCCAACUCACGACUCGGCAAGUACUGCUUGCGGCCCAGAUGCGCCAACGUAAACUCCACCAGAACGGCCAGUGGCUCGUGUCUGUACUGACGUUCGUACACAAUUUGCCCAAGCCCACGACCUACUUAGACGAAGAUGAGGACGAAGCUCUGGACGAACAGGACCGCCGUGCACUGCUUGGUUGUCUCGGCCAAGUUUAUUCGUGCUCGUUCACCAAUGUGGCUCUGUUCGACCGCGCUAAGGAGAGUGUUACAGAAGAAAAAGUUGCAGAACAGGAUCGUGCGCUGUUCGAGGCCGUUGUGUGUCUACGUCACGCGGCACAUUUCAUGCGUGUCGAGCUCAAGUCGAGUCUGCCGGCUAUCACCACAGCUAUGGCACAUCUGGCCGGCGUGCCGCUGCCUACGAGCUUCGUGUCUUGGCUGGACCACGAGCAGACAGCCAGUCCCAAAUCUGUGUUUGAGAAGGCUGCGCAGCGGUUGUGGAAGAAAUGCUUUGACCAGAACAAGAUGGUGAACAUUCUGCUGAGCUCGACUGACCUGACGGCGGAGGAGCUUCCUCUUAUUCAGAAGAGUUACAUGGAACAUCUGCAGAGAAUGACUGAGGGCAACUUGGACAAGCCGAAGACUCAGGUAGAUGCGGUUGAAGCAGCAGAGGAAGCGAUUUCCGACGCUGCUAGUUUGUUCUACGUGGAUAACGCUGGUGGAGAAGAUGGAGAGAAGCAAAGCAAGUCCAAGAAGAAACGUGCGAACAGGAAGAAGAAGCGUGCGAACCAGGGCGACGCGGUGGCUUCCUCGAAGCGCAGCCGAGCUUCGAGCAAUUAGGCCCUAGGACUGUGAAUAUAACAAGAUGAAUUCCCAUUGAUUCAUCGACUUGCUGGUCCUUGCUGGUCCUUGAUGGAUGCUAACCAGGUGCACUGGUCAAGGAUCGAACUGGAAUCGUCGAAGAUAAUUCGGCAUUAUUGUCGAUGUAUUGAAAACGAAGAAAAAUGGUGCUCGAAGAACACUCCACCAGUAUGUAAUUCGAAGUACCUGGUUGCGGUAUUUGAGCUUGGUGGUAGACCAUCACGCUGGCGUCGCGAAGAAUUUAUCCCGCUGUGGUGCCACUUUACUUACUACAGUAGUAGAAAUGAUGAAGAUGCCGAAGCCAUUUCAGCUGCUGACACUGUUCCGGCGAGCGUAUAGGUUCUUCAACAUGAGGCGCCACUAAAAGAUGUGCAAUGGUCUCAUUUAAUGAGGCCACUGUACCAUGUAGAUUCAUGGGUUUCUGUACGACAUACUAGGCAGCAUGUAUUAAUAACGAAGAUUUCACGA
Molecule: messenger RNA, 2295 nt
Organism: Phytophthora nicotianae INRA-310
Lineage: Eukaryota; Oomycota; Peronosporomycetes; Peronosporales; Peronosporaceae
Exons: 2
Coding region: 76-1806 (576 amino acids)
Source: RefSeq, a predicted model, not a curated record